This is a messenger RNA of Camelina sativa (false flax), 2080 nucleotides long. Its product is annotated as amino acid transporter AVT1A. Gene Ontology annotation, cellular component: vacuolar membrane. Gene Ontology annotation, biological process: amino acid transmembrane transport. Gene Ontology annotation, molecular function: L-amino acid transmembrane transporter activity. The record is from RefSeq and is a predicted model, not a curated record. Lineage: Eukaryota; Viridiplantae; Streptophyta; Magnoliopsida; Brassicales; Brassicaceae.
AGAGAGAGAGAGAGAGAGCAAAUCAAAUCACAAAAAAAAUAUUAUCCCUUAAAAGACCAAAAAAAAACGGACAAUUGUGCUCUUCUCGAGAACUCAGCCUUCCCUAUUAGCCACCUUUCUGCAAACUUCUCGAACCCACUCACUCUGUCACCAAAAACAUCAAUCAAAAAUAUAUUUUCCUUGUCUGUGAGAUUUGUAUUCUCUUGUUGGGUUGUUCUUGAUACAUACUACUCUCGGUAGAUCGAUUAUUAUUAGGUGAAAGGUUUGUUUCAAGAAACAUGGAUAAGGAGAAAAAAACCGUGUUUCCGUUCGAAGACGAUGAAGAUCUAGAAGAGAGCAGCAAGUACGAGAACGACAGUGAAACUGAUCAAAGCGAUCUCGGAGAUCUUCCUGGUGAUGCUGAUCGUGACGACGACAACGAUGAACCUUUCAUCUCCCAGGUUCAAUGGCCUCAGAGCUUUCGGGAAACGACUGAUUCAUAUACGAUUGCUGCAUCACCGAUCUUCGGAUCUCUGAGGAGUAAUCCUCCGAGUUUCUAUAGAGCAAGCAGAAGUAAUUUAGGAAGUCAAUUAGAUGUUGGAUCUAAAGCACCUUUGCUCCCUCAGAGGACUGAAGAAUCUGACAAAGCCUCAGCUACACAAUCAGUUUGGUCUCAUAAAGGCUCCUUUGCUGAGGAAAUGGCCCUUGGUGGCUAUGGUUGCAGCUUCACUCAAACCAUUUUCAAUGCUAUUAAUGUAAUGGCCGGAGUUGGACUUCUCUCAACACCUUUUACAGUGAAAGAAGCUGGUUGGGCUAGUAUGGUGAUUCUUCUCUUAUUUGCUGUUAUCUGUUGUUACACUGCUACUCUGAUGAAAGAAUGUUUCGAGAAUAAAACUGGCAUUAUCACUUAUCCUGAUAUUGGAGAAGCAGCUUUUGGGAUCUAUGGUCGUAUUCUUAUCUGUAUGCUAUUGUACACAGAACUCUAUUCAUAUUGUGUUGAAUUCAUCAUUUUGGAAGGGGAUAACCUUACCGGGCUAUUCCCUGGUACAUCCUUGGAUUGGCUUGGUAUCAAUAUUGACUCUAAACAUUUAUUUGGAAUCUUAACUGCUCUCAUUGUUCUGCCAACUGUUUGGUUGAAGGACCUCCGCAUCAUUUCCUACCUCUCAGCUGGUGGAGUUAUUGCAACCGUUUUGAUAGCAGUAAGCGUGUUCUUCCUCGGUACAACGGGGGGAAUUGGGUUUCAUCACACCGGGCAAGCUGUGAAACUGAACGGGAUACCGUUUGCUAUUGGUAUCUAUGGAUUUUGCUAUUCAGGCCAUUCUGUGUUCCCAAAUAUAUACCAAUCCAUGGCUGAUAAAACCAAAUUCAACAAAGCAGUGAUCACAACUUUCAUUUUAUGUGUUUUGUUAUAUGGAGGAGUUGCAGUCAUGGGUUACCUUAUGUUUGGUGAAGCCACCUUGUCUCAGAUUACACUAAACAUGCCACAAGAUCAAUUUUUCUCAAAAGUGGCACAGUGGACUACGGUUGUGAGUCCGUUUACUAAGUACGCUCUCCUGAUGAAUCCACUUGCUAGGAGUAUAGAAGAACUGUUACCCCCAAGAAUGUCAGAGAACAUAUGGUGUUUUCUUCUUCUAAGAACAGCACUCGUUGCUUCCUCUGUUUGUUCUGCUUUCCUUAUCCCAUUCUUUGGUCUUGUGAUGGCUCUAAUAGGUUCUCUUCUCAGUAUACUCGUGGCAAUAGUAAUGCCAGCUCUAUGCUUCAUAAAGAUAAUGGGGAACAAAGCUACAAGAACACAGAUGAUUCUGAGUUCGAUAAUUGUGGCAAUUGGGGUGGUAAGUGGGACCUUGGGGACAUACUCUUCGGUUGCAAAGAUCAUUAGGAACUAUCAAUGAAGAAACUCCAUGACAAAGCCCCAUAAUUUCUCUCCUUUUCUUUGAGUUGAAUGUUUUUUGUUGAAGCUAAUAAGUCUCUGAUUAAGAUUAUUAAUUUGGUUUUUUAAAGUCAAUAAAACUAGUGAAAGGUUUGCUUUCUCAUAGUUUUUAUGUUUGCUUUCGUAUCUUUGUGUAUCUCUUCAUUUUUCUGAGCAUCCUUCUCAUGUUUA